AUGAUAUUGAAUCUAAAGCCUGCCAGCAUCAUUGCUGUUGGUGUGAUUCUUCCAGUUCUCGCCUCUUUGGCGACCAGUUUGCGCUUCUAUAGUCGAUAUAGGCUGAGAAUCUCUCUAAAAGAGGAUGACUUCGCUUUCCUGGUUUCAGUAGGACUGAUAUGGGGUCUGGGUAUCACAGUCGUCAUUGGUGGUGCUUUAGGUGCUUUAGGCGGUCAUUCAAAGCAGGCGGCUGCUCAUGCAUACCACCAUGAUACCAUCGUUAUAGGACCCAAAGAUCACAUCGCAGAGAAGAUUAUGCUUGGAUACAGCAUUAUCGAAAAGCUCGCAUUCGGUCUCAUCAAGAUCAGUGUGCUAUUAUCCUAUCGACGGGUCUUUCCAGGGAAGAAAUUUAACAUCGCAGCCCUUACCAUGAUCGGAGUAUUAUCACUUUUGACCAUAGCAUUUGUCAUCACAUCGACCUUUCAAUGUCCCACACGAAACUGGAGUCUUACGCACGCCGCAUGGGCUAAGAAGAAACAUUGUAUCCAAUCUGAGGUUUCAUGGUCCGGGUUUUCCAUUUCAGAUGUUGCUACAGAUCUGAUUAUUCUUCUCUUUCCGGUUAUUCCAGUGUGGAAGCUGCAGCUCACUACUUCCAAGAAGAUGAGUGUGAUUCUGGUCUCCAUUCUUGGAUCUCUCUCCACUGGUAUCGGCAUAGUACGAAUGGUGGUGAUAUUGGUAUUCACUUACAACUCUACAGCUGAAUACAGAGAUUUCCUGGGCGCCAUCUCCACAGCCUUAGUAUGGAGUCUAGCAGAAGCCUCCGUGGCUAUCAUCGCAGCUUCCAUGCCUUCCAUUCGACCACUCAUUCAUCGAGCCUCCGACAGUCGUGCAAGGAGCAAGAGUACAAGCACUACUCGAAGUGGGCGACAACUACCACGAAGUCAGCGAAUGUCAAGUAAUAAUUUCCACCCCCUUGAUGGACCGAGGUACCCCUUUAACCAGGACCAGGAUAUCUUGGAUGAUGCAUACACCCUUGAAUCUCUUAAUAAUAUUGAUAGUAUUGAGAAUUUUGAUAAACAGCAGACUCCUCGAGUGGUGGCAAGGGCAUGGGCAUGA
Messenger RNA from Penicillium taxi, 1095 nucleotides. RefSeq lists its product as uncharacterized. The transcript is spliced from 4 exons. The record is from RefSeq and is a predicted model, not a curated record. Lineage: Eukaryota; Fungi; Ascomycota; Eurotiomycetes; Eurotiales; Aspergillaceae. The coding region runs from base 1 to 1095 and encodes 364 amino acids.